AUGGAGUGGAGCAGCGGAGCCGUCCUCGGCCGUGGCAGCUUCGGCACCGUCCGUCUCGCCUUCAUCCGACGCGCCGAGGACAACCGCCCGCUGGUCAUGGCGGUGAAGUCCGCCCCCCUCGCCACGUCCGACUCUCUACGCCACGAGGAGUCCGUGCUGUCCGACCUCCGGUGCUGUCCUCACCUCGUCCGCUGCUUCGGCCAUGACGUCACCACCGACGCCGCCUCCGGCGCCCAGUUCUACAACCUCUUCCUCGAGUACGUCGCCGGGGGCACCCUCCGCGACGUGCUCGGCCGCUCCGGCGGAGCGCUUCGGGAACCUGCCGUCCGGCGGUACGCGCGCUCGAUCCUCCGCGCCCUGGAUCGCGUGCACUCGGGAGGGUACGUCCAUUGCGACCUCAAGCUUCAGAAUAUACUGGUGGAGAGCGGCGGCGCGGACGUCAAGAUAGCGGACUUGGGGCUCGCCAAGCGGAUCGAGGAGGAGAUCGACGCGCCCGACCGUGGCAGCAUGCGCGGCACGCCGCUCUACAUGUCGCCGGAGUCGGUGGCGCGGCGCGAGUACGGCGCCCCGGGAGACAUUUGGUCGUUCGGUUGCGCGGUGGCGGAGAUGGUGACCGGUAGGCCAGCAUGGAGCGGGUCGGACGACGGAGAUGCGUGGGGACUGAUGUUCCGAAUUGGAUUCAGCGACGAGCUGCCGGAUAUCCCGAGCAAGCUGUCGGAGGAAGGGAAGGAUUUCCUGAGCCGGUGCUUCGUCAAGGACCCGUUGAAGCGGUGGACUGCAGAGAUGUUGCUGCAGCAUCCAUUCAUCGCAGCGGAGGAAGAUCUCGUCGAUGCCGCUGCGGCUUGCAAUCGAUGCAGUUCGACAGAAAGUUCGCCGCGGAGUGUCUUUGGAUUACCUCAAUGGUUGUCGCCGAGAUCUCCAUCAAAUUCUAUAGAUUCUUCCCUGAUGGAAUCAGUAGCUCCAGAUUCACGUGUUUCUUCUCCAUCCGAUCGUAUCAGGGAACUCGCAACGAUGCAGCAGCCCACUUGGUCCUCUCCUUCUACUUCUUCUUCAGCCGAUGGCUGGAUUGAUGUCAGGAUCUCUGAUGCUAAUCUCAAGUCAGAGGAACCAAAACAUGAAACUCAAGCAACUCUGGAGGAGAUGCUGAGUAGAAUUAGACGCAGAGAUGAUCUGAGACCAGAAAUAGAAUCUAACAAAGAUGGGCUCUGCUGGCACAAUUCAGCUUUGCUUGUUAUUUCGACCCUUUAA
Molecule: messenger RNA, 1248 nt
Organism: Musa acuminata AAA Group (dessert banana)
Lineage: Eukaryota; Viridiplantae; Streptophyta; Magnoliopsida; Zingiberales; Musaceae
Product: mitogen-activated protein kinase kinase kinase 20-like
Exons: 1
Coding region: 1-1248 (415 amino acids)
Biological process (GO): signal transduction; protein phosphorylation
Molecular function (GO): protein kinase activity; ATP binding
Source: RefSeq, a predicted model, not a curated record